AUGAUAUCUCACCUUAGUCUGUCCGUUGUCGGUGAUCUGCUGGCGGUGACAGAGGGUCUUAAGGAAGAGGGAAGAGGGAAGAGGGAAGGUGGAAGAGAGAGUAGGGUGUAUAGUCCUUCAUACAAUCUAGCCGAACGUCUGGUUAGGGAGGAGGAUGACGAAAAGGUAGGACGAGUGGAGGAAGAUCAAGACUAUAUACCCGCUAGCGACCGUCAUGGGAUAGUAGAUAGCACGGAUAGCACUGAGAGCAAGCCUCGUUUGUCAGGAUUCAUGCUUAUGUACGAAGCACAGGUCAUAUGGCCUCCAAACAGGUCAGGUGAGGCCAUACUGGCCCGUUCUAGGACAUCCGGCCUUACAAUAAUCGUCUAG
Lindgomyces ingoldianus is the source of this 369-nucleotide messenger RNA. RefSeq lists its product as uncharacterized. Bases 1 to 369 code for a protein of 122 amino acids. The transcript is spliced from 4 exons. Lineage: Eukaryota; Fungi; Ascomycota; Dothideomycetes; Pleosporales; Lindgomycetaceae. The record is from RefSeq and is a predicted model, not a curated record.